CCGUAAUUAUGACACUUUAAAACCCCUAAGGUUGGAUGACUAAAAAAAUAAAUAAUAAACAAAUGGAUAAAUUAAUAUUAUUAUUUGAAAAAAAAACUAAUGAAAGAGAAUACAAACACAAUGAAAACAACAAAAGCUGAAAUAGGAGAGAAAAAAAGAAAUUAAACAAAGAAUAACAAUGUCUGUCUUUAUAUACUUAUUAAAGUAAAAAUUAAAAAAAAAAAUCCACUAGAAGCCGGCUAAAACGUAAGGAGAGGGCUUUGUUUGGAAAUCUUCCUCAUCACUAAACUCUUUUUCUCUCUCUCUCUCUAUUAAUAAUUCUUUUUCACAAACACCUUGCCUUCUCACUCCAAACUUCUUAGAUAAUGCCUAUGUCCUUAAAUUUGUCUUGUUUUUCCCUCUCUCUCUCUCAUCACCAUCAUCAUCAUCAUCACCACCAUAUCUUUCAGUAUAUUUUAGCUCUCUCUAGCUAAUUACAGUUUCUCUUCUUCUUUUCUCUCUCUCUCUCUCUCUAUAUAUAUAUAUAUAUAUGGAAGAAUAUCAUCAGUUACUGGAUUCGAAAAGCUUCAGCGAAGAAACGACGACGGACCGGUCGUCGUCCGACCAAAACGACGAGACGGGGUUCGUCGUAGCAGCCCGUUCCUACGAGUGCGUGUUCUGCAAGAGAGGCUUCACCACGGCACAAGCCUUGGGUGGCCGCAUGAAUAUUCAUCGCAAAGAUAGAGCCAAUAAUAAGAUCAGUAUUAGUACUGCUCGUUAUAAUAAUCGUAACGAUCCCACCUUAUUAGUUUCACCCAAUACUAAAAAGUUCGGAGAAGAGACUACUGCUUAUAAUUAUGCCAGUACUACUUUCAAGUCCCUCCUUGCAAUUCAUCAAAGUAGUAGUAGUACUCUACCACUACAGUAUUUUGCAAAGAUGCCCUCCGAGGGUAUACAUGUAAAUUACCAAACGCGUAAUUUUCCGGUGGUGGCAGCCACCUGGGGUUCCGGUACGGCUAGGGUUCCUGAUGAUGAUGAUGAUGACGAUGAAGAUGAAGAUGAAGAUGAUCCUCAUCAUGAGUAUUUGACUUUGGGAAUUGGUAUCCAUACAUCGAGCAAAGAAGAGAUUAUAACCCAACAACGAGGUCAUCAUCAUCAUCAUCAUCAUCAUCAUCAUCAUGUUAUUAAUAAAGUAGAGAAAAUAAUCGAAGAAGAUGUGGAAGUAGAUUUGGAGCUUCGACUUGGCUAUGAUAAGUACUAGUACGUAAGUUGUUUAUUUAUUUAUAUAUAUGUGUUGUUAUAGUAGUUAAAUAAAGUAGACCUUUUUAAUUUUUUUAUUAAUAAUCACUUAGAUUAUUAUGUUUUGAUUAUUGCGAUAUAUAUAUAUAUAUAUAUAUGUGUGUGUGUGUACGUUUCGUUUCAUUACAAGUCUUGAAAUUAAUUUUGAUUUUGGUUGAUGAGUGGAUAAUUAAGAAGAGAGGAUUUUGUGUGUAUGAA
Messenger RNA from Humulus lupulus (European hop), 1476 nucleotides. RefSeq lists its product as uncharacterized. The record is from RefSeq and is a predicted model, not a curated record. The transcript has a single exon. Bases 530 to 1240 code for a protein of 236 amino acids. NCBI's taxonomy places the organism in Eukaryota, Viridiplantae, Streptophyta, Magnoliopsida, Rosales, Cannabaceae.